Messenger RNA from Solanum lycopersicum (tomato), 875 nucleotides. The record is from RefSeq and is a predicted model, not a curated record. NCBI's taxonomy places the organism in Eukaryota, Viridiplantae, Streptophyta, Magnoliopsida, Solanales, Solanaceae.
AUCAAGCUCUUCCUAUAAAUUUUGUUUAAACAAUCCAAAAAAACAUAAUUGUGAAGAAUGGAUUGCUGGUCUACUGAAAAUGCUACCAAUGCUUUUCUCACAACUCUCAAAAUGGGUGAAAGAGGAAAAGCACCUGAUGUAACGGAGUUUAUAUCAGCUAUGGCGGGUGGAAAUAAUUCACAACUCAUGGUAAUGGCAUGUACCGGCCACCCUGGAUCCGCGCUACUAGGGUUAGUAGCAGCGGCUCAUCAAACGGGUGGCCGGGUAGUGUGUAUAUUACGUAGCGACGAAGAAAUGCAUGCAAUAAAAGAAACAUUAAUAUUGGAAGACUAUGCAAAAAUUGUUGAAUUUGUGAUUGGUGAUGAUGUUAAAACAUUAUUGGCUAGUAACUAUGAAGGAGCUGAUUUUGUACUAAUUGAUUGCAAAUUGGAGGAUUUUCAACAAGUGUUUGAAGCAGCACAACAAGGUGUUAGUGUUAAAAGUGCAUUUAUUGUAGGGUACAAUGCCCUACAUGAAAGACAUAAGUUAAGUUUUGAUCACAAAGGUUAUUUUCUACCAAUUGGAGAAGGGUUAUUAGUUAGUAAAAUUAGGGUUUUAGAAGGUAAAAAUAGUGGUGUUGGAAGGAGGAGUCAUUGGGUUGUUGAAGUUGAUGAAUGCACUGGGGAGCAACAUCUUUACAGGGUCAGCACUUCUCCAAAUACAAAUUAAAAGUACUAUAAUAUGAUGUUCGAGUCAGUUGAUUUUGUUCACGCUUCGAUUAUCUCGCAAGAUAUUUUUGCAUUAUUGCAUUAGGCGGAAUUUAUAUGUACCUUGUACGUCUCACUUCGUUGACCGCUUGCUUUUGUUGUAAAUAUACAUCCAAUUUUCAAUUUUCA